Molecule: messenger RNA, 1586 nt
Organism: Nanorana parkeri
Lineage: Eukaryota; Metazoa; Chordata; Amphibia; Anura; Dicroglossidae
Product: gap junction gamma-1 protein-like
Exons: 3
Coding region: 86-1228 (380 amino acids)
Biological process (GO): cell communication
Cellular component (GO): connexin complex
Source: RefSeq, a predicted model, not a curated record
CUGUGCUAGCACAAGGAGUCCACGGGAGGAUAUAGAAAUUCCGCCACGUUUGCAGCGCUUUACUAAGAUAUAUUCAUAGCUCAGGAUGAGCUGGAGCUUUCUAACCCGCCUUCUCGAAGAGAUCAACAACCACUCCACCUUUGUGGGGAAGGUAUGGCUCACGAUCCUGAUCAUUUUUCGGAUCGUGCUGACCGCUGUGGGUGGCGAGUCCAUCUACUAUGAUGAGCAGAGCAAGUUUGUGUGCAACACGCAUCAGCCCGGUUGCGAGAAUGUGUGCUACGAUGCUUUUGCGCCCUUGUCACAUGUCCGAUUCUGGGUCUUCCAGAUCAUCCUCAUCACAACCCCAUCCAUCAUGUACUUGGGCUUCGCCAUGCACCGCAUCGCCCGCCAGCCGGAGGAUUACCGGAGGCAGCUGGAAAGGGCUAAAAGCCAGAAGAAAAGGGCACCGGUGGUUCAUCGUGGGGCCAAACGGGAUUAUGAAGAAGCGGAAGAUGACAACGAAGAGGACCCCAUGAUCAGCGAGGAGCUGGUAACCGAAAAGGACGUUGAGGAUAAGGACAAAAAGAAGCACGAUGGGCGAAAGCGCAUUAAGCAGGACGGGCUGAUGAAGGUGUAUGUGCUGCAGCUGCUUUUCCGCUCAGUUCUUGAAGUCGGGUUCCUCUUUGGGCAGUAUAUUUUGUACGGCUUUGAAGUCAUGCCAUCGUACGUGUGCACAAGGAGCCCUUGUCCUCAUACUGUGGACUGCUUUGUGUCUCGUCCCACCGAGAAGACCAUCUUCCUUCUCAUCAUGUAUGCCGUCAGCUCCCUGUGCCUUUUGCUUAACCUGUGUGAGCUCUUCCACCUGGGCGUUGGUGGCAUUCGCGAUUCACUGCGACGGAGAAGCCGGGAUGCCGAUGAGGGCCAGUACUCUAAAAAGACCCCCAGUGCCCCACCUAACUACCAAUCUGUGCUCAAAAAAGGGAAGGUGCCCAACGGUAAGCUGUAUCCAGGGAAUGGUGGGUCUGAAGCCUUUGAGAUGCCAGUGACCCAUGAGCUGGACCAACUGCGUCGGCAUCUCAAGCUGGCCCAAGAACAACUGGACUUGGCCUUUCAAUUGAACAGCAUUGCCGGAACCGCCCAACAGUCACGGAGUAGCAGUCCAGAGGCUAACAGCAUGGCAGCAGAGCAGAACAGACUCAACUUUGCACAGGAGAAGGGUGGAGGAGUCUGUGAAAAAUCAGGUCUGUGAUAUUCGGCAGAUGGGGGCGGGAGGACGGGGGACUUGAAGCAUUGCCAAUCCUGAACGACAACUGGAAUUGAGUUACUAUGAGGGUCCUGACCCCUCCCUUCCCGGCCAGGAAACUCUGCGGAGGGUGAAGAAAAGGGAACGUCUAGGGGGAGCGCAGGUUAUGAAUAGCGCUCUGUUUUCCGACUGCGAAAGCUGCAUCGUGUUCUGGAAAGUUUAUCGAAAUAUUGCUGUUAAUCCCACUCCCUGCUGAUGGCUGAAGCAGAGCCACCGGCAGACCUAAAUGCUACUGGUUUACAAGGACGACCAGCCGCCCGCUUCCAGGAGCAGCAACAAGGGCUAUGGCUGGCACGCUCAUUAU